Molecule: messenger RNA, 516 nt
Organism: Funneliformis geosporum
Lineage: Eukaryota; Fungi; Glomeromycota; Glomeromycetes; Glomerales; Glomeraceae
Source: the annotation of a GenBank genome assembly
AUGAGACAAUAUGAAAUCAUGGAUGGAAAUAGAGAAGAUCCGUCCAUGACUGUAAAAUUAAUGAUGUUGUUGAAAUUACAACAAAACAAAGUGGUUGAAAAGCUCCAUGGGCAAAACAUGAUCACGGUACUCACAAACUCCUUCACUACACGAAUUCAAGAAAUGGAAGUUGAACUUAAGCUGCUGCUUCUACGGUUACUCAUUCCACCAAAUUCUGAAAGAAGAAGGAAGAAGCAAUUAAAAAGACGUAACAGGAUACGUGAAAUGCAAGCAACCGGCUUUAUUUUAUCUAAUUCUGGAGUUGUAUCAGCUGCCACAAAUAGUAUGGGAAAAUGCUAUGCAGAUACAGUAGCCAUAGGAAAUGGAGCAAAGAAACCGGACCUAAUUUCUAUUAAUACUGCUUGGACAACUGUUGCUAGCAAUUCUAUCAAUAUUGCAAUUAUUGCACUAUCUCCUCAACCUAAUAACGUUACUAUAAAUGUGAUAUCAAGCUCAGUGGAAAAUAUUCGACCGUAG